AUGGCCACAACAAUAACCAUGCACGCCCCGUCACCCAUCCCCGCCCACCUCGCCGCGGCCCUCUCCUCCCUCCCCACCCGCCCUCGCUCACAACUGCAAAACAUCGAACUCCCCCCCAUCCGCCAAGCAGUCCCCGAAAUCGACCUCGCCCCCGCCCCCGUCCCCAUCGACGCCCGCCCCUCGAGCCCUUAUGCACAGAAACGGCGCCUGCUCACCCCCGAGCCAGAGCGCCGCGGCAGAAGCGGAGGGGGGAGCAGCGGGAUGCAGACCCCGUAUCGCACCAGCCCGAGGAGUACGAUGAUGAGUGCGCCCGGGGCACCGCCGGGACCGCCGCCUAUGACGGUUUUUGCAAGUGCGGCGGAUCAGAUGCCGUAUCCCGGCCGCGGAUACCCCGAGCCCGCUGCACCGAGACUAUUUGACCCUCGCGCCGACUACGCGUCGCAAGCCUACAGCCGGGAUCGUUACGACGCCCAACCCUACCCUCCGCCCUCGCAGUACACGGUUUACGACGGCGGCGGUGGCGGCGGCGGGAAGCGCGGGAGGGAGUUCGGGGUUAGUGUCAAUGGGAAUGGGUAUCCGCCGCAGAACUAUGUGGCGGAGACGGGGUAUGGGGUGGAGGGGAUGGGGGAUGGGAAGAGUGGUGGUGGUGGGCGGAAGAGGAGGGGGAAUCUGCCGAAGGAGACGACGGAUAAGUUGAGGGCUUGGUUUGUGGGGCAUUUGCAUCAUCCGUAUCCAACCGAGGAUGAGAAGCAGGAUUUGAUGGUGCGGACGGGGUUGCAGAUGAACCAAAUAUCAAACUGGUUCAUCAACGCCCGCCGCCGCCAACUGCCCAGCAUGAUCAGCAAUGCCCGCGCCGAAACAGCCGCCAACGCCAACGGCACCAGCGGUACCUCCAACGGCGCUGCCGCCGCCAACUCUGCCAGGGAUGAGAGCGAUGGCUCCAGCUACGGCGGGGAGUACGGGACUGAAGGGGGCAGUCCGGGGAGAGGCGGACGCUUGUGA
Messenger RNA from Pseudogymnoascus destructans, 1002 nucleotides. RefSeq lists its product as uncharacterized. The transcript has 2 exons. NCBI's taxonomy places the organism in Eukaryota, Fungi, Ascomycota, Leotiomycetes, Thelebolales, Thelebolaceae. The coding region runs from base 1 to 1002 and encodes 333 amino acids. The record is from RefSeq and is a predicted model, not a curated record. Gene Ontology annotation, molecular function: DNA-binding transcription factor activity, RNA polymerase II-specific; RNA polymerase II cis-regulatory region sequence-specific DNA binding. Gene Ontology annotation, biological process: regulation of transcription by RNA polymerase II.